This is a messenger RNA of Scleropages formosus (Asian bonytongue), 1268 nucleotides long. RefSeq names its product jumonji domain containing 7 (gene jmjd7). The coding region runs from base 57 to 1244 and encodes 395 amino acids. The transcript has 8 exons. NCBI's taxonomy places the organism in Eukaryota, Metazoa, Chordata, Actinopteri, Osteoglossiformes, Osteoglossidae. The record is from RefSeq and is a predicted model, not a curated record.
UUUUCAGGUUGAUUUCUCAGCGCGCGCUCAGUGGGCUCGCGGACUCGGGUACGGAUAUGUGUCUUGUGUCCACGUGUCCUCCUUUACUCCACGCGCACGUGACUUGGGCUCUUCGUCGCAAUUUCAUGUGUGAAGCUUUUCCAGUGGUAACAGCCCGAGUGAAAACAAUGGCAAGUUCGUUUUCGCUUCAAAAAUGUUUGAGAGACUUCGCUUCAGAAGCUCGUGAGCUGUACCUCGGUGAAGAAGUUCCAUAUGUGAUGCAGCCCCCAUCUCCUCUGGAGUUCUACCGGGAGUGGAUUGGGCCCAACAAGCCCUGUGUCAUCCGCAAUGCCAUCAGUCACUGGCCUGCCCUCCACAAGUGGAACUUGUCCUAUCUCAGGGACACAGUGGGUUCAAAAGUCAUCAGCGUUGCCGUGACCCCCAAUGGCUUUGCUGACGCUGUUCACGGGGACCGCUUUGUCAUGCCUGAAGAGCGCCAGAUGACCUUUUCUGCCCUGCUGGACGUGGUGGAGGGCAAGGUGGAGAGCGAGGGAGUUUUCUAUGUACAGAAGCAGUGUUCAAACCUGACGGAGGAGCUUCCGGAGUUGAUAGGUGACUUGGAGACUCACAUCCCCUGGAUGAGCGAAGCCCUGGGAAAGAGACCUGAUGCAGUAAAUUUCUGGCUGGGAGAAGCAAAAGCAGUCACAUCAAUGCACAAGGACCACUAUGAGAACCUGUACUGUGUGAUCUCCGGAGAGAAGCAGUUCAUCCUCAUUCCUCCCUCCGAGCGACCCUUCAUCCCAUACGAGCUCUACCAGCCAUCCAAGUAUCACCAAACCAAAGAUGGUACUUUUGAAGUAGUGGACGAAGCAGGAGCCAGCAAGGUGCCAUGGACCCCACUGGACCCCCUGAGUCCAGAUGUGGAGCGCUUCCCACAGUACCGGCACGCAAGGCCAAUGCUCUGCACAGUCAGGGCUGGGGAGAUGCUCUACUUGCCCUCACUGUGGUUUCACCAUGUUCGCCAGUCUCAUGGUUGCAUUGCAGCUACUGGACUCCCUCUCAAGAAACACAGAUCUGCAGUGAACCCCCCACCCCCGAGGCUAAAUGCUGAGUUUGUUACUAGACAUCUGAAGGGCAUAAAGUCAACAACCAAGUCAAUAAAAAAAAAAAAUGUAGUAAAUGUUUUAUUCCUUUGUCUUUUCUUGAAAGAAUCAAGAGUGUACAGUACAAACACUAUGAGAGUAAAAGCAUUCAGAAUGAUAUGAAAUUAGUGCAAACACAAGUCAGGC